GCAGUCAUAUGACUGUAGGUUAAAGCAUGAAAGGCUUCCGCUGUUGAUAUGUUGUGUCUAACAAACCCAGAUAAAGAAAUUGUCGGAUCUUCGCAAGAAAAGGGAGCACGGCUGCGGACAAACGGUCACAUUGAUCGUUCCAAUGGAUUUUAUUCGACAUCUAUGGACUGUAACUUUACUUUGCGUUGCAGUGUUUCCGUGCGCGUGUGUGAACUACACUCAGAUUGACCCGCUCAUAUAUGACGAGCAGUUGCUAUGGGUCGGUGGUGGAGCUGGUCAGGUGAACACCUAUCGGAUCCCCCUGCUAACCUUCACGCCACGUGGAAGUCUGCUGGCAAUCUCUGAAGCCAGAAAACAGUCAUCAAGUGACAUCGGGGCAAAAUUUAUUGCAAUGAGACGUUCCACAGACAAAGGAGCCACCUGGUCUCCAACCUCAUUCAUAGUGGAUGACGGCUUUCUAGCAGAUGGGCUGAACUUGGGUUCAGUUGUUGUGGAUAAGAAGACAAGUGCUGUGAUACUCAUCUACUCUCUGUGCUUCCAUCGUUACCAGUGCAGCCCCUCCAGCACCAUGAUGGUGGAGAGCCUGGAUGAUGGAUUCACGUGGAGCACACCACAAAACCUGUCCAUUGAGCUGGGGGUGAAGAGCUUUGCUCCUGGGCCUGGCUUUGGAAUACAGAAACGCUACCCUCCCAAAGUGGGGCGCUUGGUGGUCUGUGGCCAUGGAUCCAUUGCUGGUGACGGGGUCUUCUGUAUAUUGAGUGAUGAUCAUGGUAAAUCCUGGAGAUAUGGAGCUGCUUUGAAGAGCAUCCCUUACAACCAGCCUAAACAGAAUCUAGACUUCAAUCCAGAUGAGUGUCAGCCAGUGGAACUUCAGGACGGAAGCAUUGUCAUCAAUGUUCGCAACCAGAACAACUACCACUGCCACUGUCGAAUAGUAGUACGGAGUCUGGAUGGAGGCGAGUCUCUGCCCGUUGAGGAGCUGGUGUUUGACAAAACACUGGUGGAUCCCGCUGUAGCAGCUGGUGCCCUGCAGAAACAGGGAGUGCUGUACUUCACCAACCCAGCCAAUGCUCAAGAGAGAAUCAAUCUGACUCUUCGCUGGUCUUACACUGACGGGAAGUCAUGGGAGAAGGAGGCGGUUCAGAUCUGGCCGGGACCGAGUGGUUAUUCCUCUAUGACAUCGCUCGAGGGGAAUUCUCCUGAGGACAACAAAUACAUCUUUGUCAUUUACGAAAAGGGCCAUAAAGAAUGCAUUGAGACCAUCUCUUUUGUCAAAAUCCAUUUAUACGGAGGAAAAUAGCACACGGCCGUUCAUAAAAAGGGAAAUUUUGGACUUUUAAAAAUGACAUUUUAGAACACGUUUUUAGCCUGAUCCACGUUUAUUUUUACAGUUUUUUUUAAUUAAAUUAAAUAAAAGGUGGCUGGACUGUACUAUGCACAGAUUGGCUAAGGUUGAUAUAAGCGUUGACUUUUUUUUUUUUUUAAAGAAUCAAGACAUCCUGGUUCAACGUGACAUCAGUAGCACAAUGUAAUAUAAAAACAAUCAUGAUUUUACUCACUGGUGUUUUACCUGCUUUACUCUCAUGCACAUUUGCUACAAUGUAAGUAUUUUUUAAUUAAAGAUUUCCUUUGUGCGGUCAGACAGCAGCACCGGCUAUUGCACAUGGCCUUUUAAAAGCUACUCUUUUUGGUUGUUUAACAGCUCCAGAUGCUGUUUUUUGCCAAGCCUUUGCCAAAGUACAACUAUUGUAAAUCCUUGAAUGAGCACAUGUGAUUGAUUCAAGUCCAUGGUUUUGGUUCAAUUAAAUUGCUUGCAUAAACUGGACGUAUCCAUACUCUCCACCCAACAAAUCUGUAAAGUCAAAUACUACAGUGUAUGUUUGAUUAUAGGGAAUCAUGCAGAUACCAUGUUGUGUCAACAUGCAUUGUUUUUAGACAUUUAUUGCAAUACAAAAUCUACAACAGAACGUGUUUUUAUGUUAUAAAUUCACAUCAUUACAUCUGGUAUUUGCACUUUUGCACAUCUGGUAUUUGCAGUUGCAAGCUAGAUGACACAGGGACACAAUGCAUUGUUCAAUAAAAUUCUCAAUCUUUAUAAGUAAAUGGAGUUUUUUCUUGACUUUUGGGACUGGUUUAUUCUUUACAAGCAUACAGAGGUGAGAAGGUCAGGUCUGCUGUGAAAACCAUGACCUUUUCACGAUCACUCUCCUUGUGCUUUUCUUUGAUUAUAGAUUAACAGUUAAUAAUUUACAAUGUGUACCUUGCAAAAGCAGUGCUAACCCUGUUCUAAAGGU
Triplophysa rosa is the source of this 2294-nucleotide messenger RNA. RefSeq names its product sialidase-1-like. Gene Ontology annotation, biological process: ganglioside catabolic process; oligosaccharide catabolic process. The record is from RefSeq and is a predicted model, not a curated record. The transcript has 6 exons. NCBI's taxonomy places the organism in Eukaryota, Metazoa, Chordata, Actinopteri, Cypriniformes, Nemacheilidae. Gene Ontology annotation, cellular component: cytoplasm; membrane; lysosome. Gene Ontology annotation, molecular function: exo-alpha-sialidase activity. The coding region runs from base 143 to 1300 and encodes 385 amino acids.